Drosophila innubila is the source of this 1614-nucleotide messenger RNA. It is a transcript of the gene Nfs1, whose product is annotated as cysteine desulfurase, mitochondrial. The transcript has 2 exons. NCBI's taxonomy places the organism in Eukaryota, Metazoa, Arthropoda, Insecta, Diptera, Drosophilidae. Gene Ontology annotation, biological process: [2Fe-2S] cluster assembly. The record is from RefSeq and is a predicted model, not a curated record. Gene Ontology annotation, molecular function: cysteine desulfurase activity; pyridoxal phosphate binding. Gene Ontology annotation, cellular component: mitochondrion; cytosol; nucleus. Bases 112 to 1518 code for a protein of 468 amino acids.
GCCAGUGCUGCAAAAUAUGUACUAGCGAGAAGUUUCUGAUUAGAUUGUGAAAUAACAAGAAGUAAAUAAUAAAAAUAUUAAGGCAAUCACAAAGACACGUGCAGUACAAACAUGCAAAAAGUAAUUGGCCGAUUGCAGGUGCACAUGCUGCGACCCAAUAAUGUCAAAGCACUCACGUAUGUUAUGCGAACGGAAUCAACAGCCGCCGCCGCCGCUGCCGAUGCAACAACAACAAUAAAAUUUGCGGCCACAUCAAAAGAUUUUCGUGAGCGCCAGACGCGUUUCAACAUCAAGAAUGAUCCGACAGAGGGGCGGCCCAUCUAUUUGGACGCACAGGCCACAACACCGAUGGAUCCACGAGUGUUGGACGCAAUGUUGCCAUUUCUGACCAAUUUCUAUGGCAAUCCUCAUUCACGGACACAUGCCUACGGCUGGGAAACGGAGCAGGCUGUGGAGAAGGCACGCGAACAAGUGGCGAAAUUAAUUGGCGCUGAUCCUAAAGAGAUUAUCUUCACGUCCGGCGCCACCGAGUCGAAUAACAUUGCAGUCAAGGGCGUUGCACGAUUCUAUGGAACGAACAAGAAGCAUGUGAUUACCACACAAACGGAGCACAAGUGUGUUCUGGACUCGUGUCGUGCCCUGGAGAACGAGGGAUUCCGGGUAACCUAUUUGCCGGUCGAGACCAAUGGCAUUAUUAGUAUGCAGGAACUGGAGGCGGCCAUGACUCCGGACACUUCCCUCGUCUCGAUUAUGACGAUUAAUAACGAAAUUGGCGUACAACAGCCCAUCCAUGAGAUUGGCCAGUUGUGUCGCUCUCGCAAAGUCUUCUUCCACACGGAUGCGGCGCAGGCAGUGGGAAAAAUCCCCCUAGAUGUGAAUGCCAUGAAUAUUGAUCUAAUGUCCAUCUCGGGCCAUAAGAUUUAUGGUCCCAAAGGCGUUGGCGCCUUAUAUGUGCGACGUCGUCCCCGUGUGCGUCUCGAGCCCAUCCAGAGUGGAGGUGGACAGGAGCGUGGAUUGCGCAGCGGCACCGUUCCAGCUCCCUUGGCUGUGGGUCUGGGCGCAGCGGCUGAGCUCUCAAUGCAGGAGAUGGACUACGAUAAGAAGUGGGUGGAUUUUCUGUCCAACCGUUUGGUAGAGAAACUGACAAGUGCUCUACCCCAUGUGAUACGCAAUGGUGAUCCGGAUAAGACAUACAAUGGUUGCCUGAACUUAUCCUUUGCCUAUGUGGAGGGAGAGUCGCUGUUGAUGGCCCUGAAAGAUGUUGCCCUCAGCAGUGGAUCGGCCUGCACCUCAGCCUCACUGGAGCCAUCGUAUGUGCUUCGUGCCAUUGGCGCCGAUGAGGAUCUGGCACACAGCUCCAUACGCUUUGGCAUUGGACGAUUCACCACACUAGAGGAGGUGGACUAUACGGUGAAUAAGUGCAUCAAGCAUGUGGAACGAUUGCGCGAAAUGUCACCGCUGUGGGAGAUGGUACAGGAGGGCAUCGAUAUAAAGACCAUACAAUGGUCACAGCACUAAGUGUCCCUAUAUAAAGUUGCAGUACAAUACAUACAUAUAUACGUAUACUAUAAUUAAUUUAAAUACAGGCGCAACGCAAAUUGAAUAAAAUGUUAA